AUGCCGCCCCAGCGCGAUUGCCAUUGCAAGAACUGUUCCACCAAUCCCAGCAAACGCGCAAAAGACCAAAAACCGCAACCACAAAGACAAACGGCCAAGGUGUUCAAGAUCUCAGCCAGCGACAUCUUUCCCGUCUUCAAGCUUCCCGCUCGCAUCUUCACCAAAAUCCCAAUGCCGUCCUUCAUUCGUAUUGAGAAGUGUGACACCCCCAAACACUAUGAGCGAGGGUGGACUUAUGUUGAAACGCGACAUGGGCGACUUGUCAAAGUGCGGAACAAGAAGGAUGGUCAUGAUCUCCACCGUGGUGGUUGGAUCAAGACAAAGCCGAGAGAAAGAAUCGUGAAGGAAGUCCUCUUGGUCGAACGUGAUGAUGAACCCGAACACCGUGGACGACGAGUCGAGCCAUGCGGAGGUCAAGUGUUCAUCGAUGUUGCUACGGGAGCCACGAAACGCAAAGGAAGUGAAGACUCGGACGGAGCACAGCCACCAGCACCCCGGCCUGGGAUUCGAGUCCGUCGUCCUCUCAACGCACAUUCACCAUCACCCGGCCACUCGUACGAGCGAGUCAGGCCCGAGCGACGCCCAGCACGCGUGUUCGAGAAGAUCCCUGUCCAGCAAGCCCGUCUUGAGCGUGUUAGGCCUGUUCAAGUCAUGGAAGAAAGUACCUACUGUGACGACGACGAACAUGACUAUGUGUACGAAGAACAAUAUAAAUUAUUCGACAUGGAAACAAGAGAGCCUCGGCCAUACCACAUACCGGAACCGGAGAAUUCGUUCUGGGAUGACGAUCUGCAAGCUUGGAUGGUCCAGCGGAAGCCACGAGUGCGAUUUGAAUGA
This is a messenger RNA of Cladophialophora yegresii CBS 114405, 837 nucleotides long. RefSeq lists its product as uncharacterized. NCBI's taxonomy places the organism in Eukaryota, Fungi, Ascomycota, Eurotiomycetes, Chaetothyriales, Herpotrichiellaceae. The record is from RefSeq and is a predicted model, not a curated record. The transcript has a single exon. Bases 1 to 837 code for a protein of 278 amino acids.